AUGGUGCUGAUGGUCAUGCAGGGAGCCGUCCCCAACUCCGCUGAACGUCUCAACACCUGCAAUGGGGGCGAUUGGAGAAGCAUUGAUAGUAGGUCGCUGAAGCACGUUUCGGUCGGUCCGGCUGGCGUGUGGGGUGUCGAUAAUAACUACGACAUCUACUAUAGGGUGGGAACCUACGACAACGAGACAAAUACAGGCGACUCAUGGGUGACAAUUGGUGGAUCAGAUCAAUAUCCAUUAGCUGGGGGGUUGAGUCAAGUUGCUGUUGGGCGUGAUGCAGUAUGGGGUUUUAACCGGUACGGGGCUCUUUACUUCCGACUGGGCAUAACUGCUUGCAAACCGGAGGGAACGGCUUGGACUGCAGUACCUGGAACUUUUGGUGAUCCUGACUCGGAUACCGAUGGUGAUGGCUGGACAAACGUAGAUGGACUGCUGAAGUACAUCAGUUCUUCGGAUACGAUCUACGGAGUUAGUACUGACGAUGCCAUCUUCUAUCGUCAAGGAGUAUCUGCCGGUACACCGACAGGUACGGAGUGGCAGAUCAUACCGGGGGCAUUGAAGCAGGUCGAAUCCCUGUCACUUGCUGUUUGGGGAGUCAACGCUGCAAACGAAGUUUUUGUGAAAGAGACCGAUUAG
Molecule: messenger RNA, 636 nt
Organism: Asterias rubens (European starfish)
Lineage: Eukaryota; Metazoa; Echinodermata; Asteroidea; Forcipulatida; Asteriidae
Product: tectonin beta-propeller repeat-containing protein 1-like
Exons: 2
Coding region: 1-636 (211 amino acids)
Source: RefSeq, a predicted model, not a curated record